CUGGUACCAGUUUCCGUGGAUAUUGCCUGUCGUGUGGUUCAAAACGUUCUCAGAAAAUAUAAAAUUAAAUAAAAACUCCAACUCCAAUUGUGAACUUGUGCCUUAAACAAAAAAUGAAGAAAAAUGCUUCUUAAGCUACCAAAAUCACCACUUUUUCUGGUGUUGUGCCUUCAAAUCUUUUCCGCGAGUGGAUUUCGUGACAAUCUGGAGCAGCGUGCCCGGGUCGUGAGGCAGUCCAACGAUAAUCUGCUCCUCGAGGCAGCAAGGGAUCAGAAUGUUACCCUGCGAUUGAUGGGCGAAUCGGCCACCGUGAACAUCAAUGGGGUGGACAUGUUGUCGCUGCUCCGUCGUCGCCAAAAGAUCAUAACCGAUCGCCAGGCGGCGGCUCGAAGGGAGCCCCUCUCGACGGAGUUGGUCAAGGAUCAGUUCCGGGAUGUGGAGCGCAUGAUGAAGCGGAUACAGCGAAGGGUCUUCAAUACAAUGAACUCCACGCGAAGGAAUGGGCUCAAUCGCAUCCUGCGCCGACAAUUGCAGAAGGUGGAACGCGUCACGGGAAUCCUGCGAACCGUCACCGCGAACCUGGUUAGGAACGAGUGCGAUUCCAGUCCGUGCCAGAACGGCGGAACCUGCCACGACGCCUACCAGGCAUUCCAGUGCGAGUGCACCGCGGGUUGGCAAGGCGUCACAUGCGAGGAUGACGUGAACGAGUGCUUCACCUUGGCAGGAACGGACCUGGCCGGCUGCCUGAACAAUGGCCAGUGCAUAAACACACCCGGAAGCUAUCGGUGCGUUUGCCGCAAUGGAUUUUCCGGCACCCACUGUCGCCUCCGGAACAAUACCUGCAUGACCAGCGGAUCCCGGGAGCUUUGUGGCGAUCACGGCACCUGCAUUCAGGCGGCCAAUGCCGCCGGCUUUGUGUGCAUUUGCGAUCAGGGAUGGACGUGGGCGGAUGCCAAUGCGACAUCCGCCAGUCCAAGUGCCUGCACGCGGGAUGUGGACGAGUGUGAGCCGCGCGUGAAUCCCUGCCACGACGUGUGCAUCAAUCUGCCGGGUAGCUUCCGCUGUGGGCCCUGUCCACCGGGCUACACGGGUGACGGACGCUUCUGUCGGGACAUAGACGAAUGCGCCGGCGAGGAUAAUGGAGGAUGCAGCCUGCAGCCGCGGGUGACGUGCACCAACACGGAGGGCUCGAAUCGCUGUGGCCGUUGUCCACCAGGUUGGACCGGCGACGGACGCACCUGCACAGCCUCCAAUUCCAACUCCUGCAACGAUGAGGGGAUCUGCCAUCCGCUGGCCAAGUGCGAGUACGUAUCCGACACGGUGGUGUGCACCUGCCCGCUGGGCAGCUAUGGCCAUGGCUACGGCGCCGAUGGUUGCACCUCGGACUCCAGCCGACUGCCCUGCGAACAGCAUCCUUGCCAGAACAACGGCACCUGUGUCCAGAAUGGGAGGGGAACCACCUGCAUUUGCCAGCCUGGUUAUACGGGCGCCUUGUGCAACUCGUCGGACGCAUGUCAUAGUUCCAGUCCCUGCCUGAAUGGUGGAACCUGCCGCCUCUUGAUGGAUAACAAGUUCCAGUGCGUCUGCCCACAUGGCUUCACCGGCACCACGUGCUCCCAUCAGCGCUUCUUCUGCGGUGCCACUAUCCGUGGUCCUUCGGGCCAGCUGCGUUUUCCGCCCAACACCGCCGAUGGCGACUACCAGGCGGACGAGCGUUGUCCAUUCAUCAUACGCACUACUGCCAAUAUGAUUCUGAACUUGACAUUCACCCAGUUCGAUCUGCAGGAGAGUGCCGACUGCUCCGCCGACUUCCUGCAGCUUCACGACGGCGGAUCGCUGACCGCCCGCUUGAUUGGACGCUUCUGUGGCUCCCAUUUGCCAAUGACCAACGGGAGUGUGGUUACCAGCCAGGAGCAGGUCUUCUUCUGGUUCCGCUCCGACAACCAGACGCAGGGCAAGGGCUUCCACGUCAUCUGGAGCUCGCUGCCAUUCUCGUGUGGCGAAACCAUUAACCUGACAGAGACGGAGACUGGCGUGAUUCGAUCUCCAGGUUAUCCUGGCGACGCCCGUCCUGGACUCGAUUGUCGCUGGCAACUGACGGCGCCGUUUGGCUACCGGCUGCUCCUUCGUUUCUACGACAUAAAGCUGGGCAGCACCGAAGGUGUGAACUGCUCCCAAGAUUCGCUCCUUGUCUACGACUCGGAUCGCCAGCUCCUCCGGGCCUGCCAGUCCCUCCAACCUUCCCCGUUGUACAGCUCUUCGAAUAGCCUGCGUCUGGACUUUCAUACGGACGCACUGCGUUCGGAUAGUUCCUUUCAGAUGCAUUACGAGGUGGUGCCGGGCCAUCCGGGAUGCGGAGGAGUGUUCACUGAGUCGCGGGGCCAUAUUAGGGGUUACAUGGACGCCGAGGUCUGUCUUUAUCUGAUCGAACAGCCACGGGGAACCCAAGUUAAGCUAGAGUUCGUGGAGGUAAAUAUGAUGAGGUGCUUCCUUCAGAAAAUUGAGAUCUUCGACGGGAGAACAACUUAUUCGCCCCAAUUGCGACGCGUGUGUGGCGGUAAAGAGGAAAGUGAUCUGGAGCCCCUAAUCUCCACGGGAAAUGUGUUGCUAAUGCGCUAUGAAUUCGCCUUAAUGGGCUUGAGACUGAGAAAAAGUUUUGAAUUGAGCUAUACAAGAGUGUGUACUGGUACCUUUGGGGGCUUUUCUGGAAUAAUUAGUACCCCAAACUACCCGGGUCCCUAUCUCGAUGACAUGACCUGCACGUACAACUUGACUGGGCCCCUGGAUACGGUUGCACGUAUACACAUCACAGACCUAUCCAUGGGCACUGCCAAUAAUGAAAAUGGAACAUCUUAUUUGGAUGUAUACUUAUCGCGUAAUGAAAAGCGGCAUAUUGUAAAGUCAAUGGAUGACUUAGUGAUGAUGUCAGACGCGAAUCGGGCUAGUUUGGUAUUCCGCGGAUCCGGUAGUGGCCGUGGAAUGCGAUUGGAGUACACCUUUUUGCCCACCAACUGUGGUGGUUUUCUUCAUGAGCCCGGCAAACGAUUCGUUAAACGCAUUCCCUCGUCAUUCUGUCAGUUUUUUAUUGAUGUUCCUGGAAGGAAACAAAUAAAUAUCCAUUCAGUGUCUCGUGAUGUUAAUAUAAAUAUAUAUGACAACACCACAAGCCCAGGAGUUUUGUUAAACAGUUACUCGUUGAACGUCAAUGAUGUUUUCGAUGGAGAUCUUCUGACAAUAAACGUAUAUAAGGAUAGCGGUUUCGGACUGAUAAUAAUGAGUUUCAGCAUUGUUGAGCAAGAGAAUUGCGGAGGAACAUUGACCAGUCGCUUUGGCUACAUAAAGUCUCCAAACUGGCCAAAGGCAUAUGGAGAGUCAGAGAACUGUGAGUGGGUUAUAAGAGCACCACUUGGCCACCGCUUGGAAUUGGUGGUGCAUAACUUUACGCUGGAAUCUGAUUAUGACGCCGAUGACUGCAAAGGAGACUGGCUAGAGAUAAGAAAUGGUGACUCCCAGUCGUCGCCGCUAAUCGGACGAUAUUGCGGAACUAAAAUACCAAGCAGGCUCCCCUCAUUUGGAAAUGCCCUGCAUCUCAGUUUCAAGUCAGAUGACAGUGUCGAGAAGAGUGGAUUCCUUCUGAGCUGGCAGCAGACCGGAGCCGGAUGUGGCGGCAAACUGAGCUCCUCCUCGGGCAGCAUACAUUCACCACAUCUGCUGGAGGGGAAUCGUGGUGUUCUCGCCUGUGACUGGCAAAUUGUCGUCGCCAAGGGAUCCAGAGUAAAAAUGCAGCUCGAGAGCAGUGACGGGCGUCUCUGCAGCGGUCAACUGACCAUCUACGAUGGCCCCACCACCGCCAGCAGGCCAAUGCCGAUGCGAUGCGAUGGGAACGGCACCCAACCCCUGGUGUCCACCGGAAAUCGAGUCCUGGUUCGUUACGAUGUGAGCCAAGAGUCACCCGACGGCACCAACUUUAUGCUGAACUACCAAACCGACUGUCGAGUGCGACUGGAGGCCUUCCAUGGUGCCAUUGAAACGCCCAAUUUCCCGGAGAACUAUCCACCACUCUUAGACUGCGAAUGGGAUAUUCGCGCUGGCGGACGAAAGAAUCGUCUGCAACUCGUCUUCUCACAUCUAUCCGUGGAGAAAUUUGGGGAUAUGUGCAUUGACUCCACGACCCUUAUCGACAUGCUGGACGACCAACAGCUCUCCGAGAACCGAAUUUGCAGCAAUAACAACUUGGACCCCAUCACUACGGCCGGAAAUCGGUUGCUCCUUCGCUUCAAAAGCGAUUUCUCAGAUCAAAUGCAGGGCUUCCGGGCGGAGUACAAGCGUUUGGGAUGCGGAGACCAUUUCCACGAGCAGGGCACAAAGUUUGAAUCGCCGAAGGCACCCUUUAGCCUGGACAUGGACUGCGUUUGGGUCAUCACAGCAUCGGAGGGCCAGCAAAUCCGUCUCCUGCUUCACGAAGUCCACUUCGAGGCGCCCCAGAUGGAUUGCAGCAAUGCAGAAUCCAGCCUCUCCGUAUCAGCCCCUAGUGGAUCCAACUCCUCGGUGGUUCUGUACCGCAGUUGCCACGAGGAGACGCAGACGCAAACCUUCACCUCGCCGGGUAACGAGCUGGUGGUACACUUUGUCAGCAGCCCAUCGCCGACUAGGAAGUACUUCAAGGCCAGCUACGUCCAGGUGCCGGCCAGCUGUGGAGGACUCAUUACCGCCAGCAGCGGGGUGCUUACCUCUCCUGGCUUCCAUAAUCUCCAAGAUAGCAGCAAUGUCGCGAACUACUCAACAAAUGUGGAGUGCGUAUGGACUGUGGAGGUUACGAAUGGCUAUGGUAUUAGGUUGCGUUUCGAACAGUUCAACCUCACGGAAUCGGCCAAUUGCUCGCUGACCUUCUUGGAACUCACAAAGCCGGGGGAGGAUGAGAACGGGCUAUUUAUGGAGACCACCUGCGGGGAAGAUUCGCCCAUUGUCCGCAUAUUUCACGGAAAAAAGCUGCGUGUCCGGUUUAAAGCCCAGGCGGGAACCUGGGGUCGGUUCGCCAUGUAUUUUGAGCGGCAGUGCGGUGGGCCGCUUUCCACCGGAGAGGGCUAUUUGCAGUCCCGGCUGGACGAGGACUGUAACUGGCUGAUCUCCUCACCGGAGGGCAGCAAACUGAGUCUUAGGAUCAAUCAGUUAGAAUGUCCGAAGUGUACGGCUGCUUCGAACAAAUGCCCGGAGGAUCUUCAGCUGAUCAACGACGAUGAUGAGGUUGUGCUUUACCAGAUGUGCCGCGAUCAUCCGGCCAAUGUGAUUGUGCCUGCCAACAAUGUGCGCAUCCUGACCCGCGGAGUAAGGUUGCAGGCGCUGUACAGCACUUUCGAGAACUCCUGUGGCGGGAACAUCACAUCAGCCCGUGGUAGCCUCAGUUCACCAAAUUACCCGGACAGUUAUCCGGCCAACAUUGAAUGCGUCUGGACAAUCGGUGCGCGUCCUGGAAAUGCUCUGGAAAUCAGUUUUGAGGCUAUGGACAUCGUCCGCUCCGAGCACUGCAACGAGGACUUCCUGGAGCUCCGCUCUGGCUCGCAGGGUCCACUUCUGGGCCUGUACUGCGAUAAAAACCUACCGGCGAGUCCGUUGCUGGUGCGAUCCGAGGUUUGGAUCAAAUUCCGUAGCCGGCCGGCCAACACCGCUGGGGGUUUCCGAUUACGCUGGAGUUACGUACACAACAUUGAAGUUACAACCAGCACCAAUGGCACAAUCGAGCCUCCUCCACCGAUCUUCGUUAAUGGCGAGGAUCAGCCCUUUACCUGGCGCAUUUUUACCGAUCGCGAAAAUGUUGUGGUGUUGCAGUUUGAGGAAUAUAUAUCAGGCCUUUUACUCUUCAAUGGAUAUGAUGAAAUGGCUUUGGCGGUUGACAUAAAAGCCAGUCCAUGGACUUUCACCUCGAGCAGCAAUGUGGUAUAUUUAAAGACCUUGAACGCUGAACUGAGUAAUUUCCGGAUCAAGUGGCACGUGCUGGAAAGCUCUUUGGUGGAGGGCAACGUCAGCCUGACCUCCAUGGAGUGUACCAAGGAAGUGACGUUGGGCAACUCCGGCAACCUUGAUCUAAGCUCGCCUGGAUUCCCGUACGGUUACGCACCCAAUCUAGACUGCGAAUGGACCAUUAAAUCAGAGGACCCUUCACAACAUAUCUACGCGUAUUCAUUUAGAGUGGAUCUGGAGGACUUCCCCGAAUGUGCCGCUGAUUAUCUUCAGGUUCAGAGUUCAAGUGACCUCAGCCACUGGACUAAUGAGAUGCGCACUUGCAAGAAGCCGACGGGUUUAAUUGCUCCAGUUCACGGAACGCCAAACCUGAGACUCCAAUUCCACAGUGAUGUAUCCAUGAACGGAACUGGAUUUUCCGCGAAACUUCGUAGCGUCUGCGGCUCCAACAUGACAGGAACUGUGGGCACCAUUUUGCUGGACAGAUUGGAAAAUAAUUGCUCCUGGCACAUCGAUGUGAGCCCAGGUCGGAAAAUAGACAUUACCAUCUCUUAUAAUGACAAUCCUGACAAGGACUGUCAGGCGUAUGGUCUCAUCUACGAUGGAUUAGAUGAACAUGCUCCUUUGCUGGAACAUGGGAGGUUUAGCAACCAACCGGAGUUCAGGAAGACACAAUUGCGGACGAGCGGCUCGCAUGCCUUCAUAAAGUACCAUCAAAACUCCAGGCAAAGAUUUUUGUGCUCUUGGACUCUCACGUACAGAGAGUUUAAUGAAUGCAACGGAGAGAUCCAGUUGACUCAACAGGCUCCCAACUAUGUGGUCACAUCGCCAAGAUAUCCGUAUCUGCCGCAUCCACAUUCAGAAUGCACGUGGUUGAUCAUGGCGCCGGCGGGGGAGACCAUCGCGGCCAAUUUUGAUGAGCCAUUCGAGUUGAGUGCCCGGCACUGCGAGCAGGAGAAUGUGGAGUUCUUCGAUGGCUCCACCAAGCUGGCCCGCCUCUUGCAUCGAACCUGCCGCAAGCCGCAGGCCACGGUGCGCUCUUCGGGCAACCUGCUCCUCCUCCACUAUCAGUCGCAGCUCAGUGAACCCAGUGGAGGUUUUCGACUUAACCUCUCGCUGAGCGCAUGUGGCGGGCAGUUCAGCGGAUUUUCUGGAUUCAUCAGCUCGGAGAACUAUCCGAGUCCGGGUGGAUAUCCCAAACCGUCGGUGUGCGAGUAUAGUAUUCGCAUGGCCAAGGACUAUUUCAUCCGGUUGAACAUCACAGAUCUUCAUUUGCCGUUCGAUUCAAAUGGAACAUCCUCGAAGAGUACGAGCGAUCGUCUGGAAAUCGUCGACUAUGCGGAUCCCACUCAAGAACUAUUUGUGCUGGACGGCAGUACAGUUGCGCCCACUCUCGUCACCCUGAACACCAAUGCGGCAACCAUCCGCUUCGUGGCCAUCCAAAAUGUAAAUAGUUAUCGGGGCUUCAAGCUAAAGUACCAGCGCUCCCUUGGGACGUGCUCGAGGGAUAUAAACGGAGCUGCAGGCGACAUCGUGAUCCCACCAAUGCCACCGACCACGUGGCUGAGAUACUGCCGCUUAACUAUUAACGUGCCAAAAGGACAGAGGGUGCGGCUGAGUCUUCUUAACCUCGCUGAUAUUCGCGUUGUUAACCGAACUAAGCGAUCCUUAGGACGAUUCGCUCGUUUUGAUAGUAUGGCUCACUUUUCCUUCUACAACGACAUCAACUCACUCUCGAAAAUCGCCCAAUUCCGGGUCGAUGGGUACAACGGCAGUGGAAUAAUUGAGUCCACCGACAACGUUAUGCUCGUCGUAGUGAUGACCAAUCAGUUGGAUUUGAGUGGCACCCCUGUGAGGGCUCGCUACAGCUCCAGCGAACCCACAGUCUGCCCGCCAAAUAUUGGAGAUCAGGCGAUGGGAUCCCUGUCCAUCCAAACCCUCCUCCAGCUGCCCAGCUACCAUUGCACCAUUCAGUUUGUGGGUGCUGUCAGUACAACGCUUACAUUUAAGGUCGAAGAGCUUCUGUUCGAAACGAACGGCGGCCCAGCAGUUGUGUUCCGAGAUGAAGUCACAAGUAGUUCGGUUAGGGCGAUGCACUUCAAUGUCACCAAUAGCUAUGUAUCUGUGGUUGCCACAGGUGGACGGGUAAACCUUCUGAAUAACGAUCACAUCAAGCUGCGACGCUUCCGGGCCUCUUAUCGUCGGCACAACUGCGGCGGCCGACUGCAGGCAGCUGAGGGAGUCACCAUAGAGUCUCCGGAUCUGUUGAAUUCUCUCAACGAAGCCUACGGGGUAGUGGAGUGCCUCUGGACGCUGAGCAACAGUAACGGCUAUGUGCUGGAGGGCAAUGUGACCCUAAGCGACCGCUGCGAUCGGGAGUACCUGGUGAUCUUCAGCGGACAGGAGGAGGUGGGGCGCAUUUGUCGGGGUAUGACGAUGAACCGCACUCUCCUGGAGCUGCCCUUCUCCAGGAUUCUCUAUCAUUCCGAGAGCCCUCUCUUCGCACAUAGUCAGUUUAGCCUGCAAGCCACGAGAUCCAUAUCCGACGGCAAAGUAAUUCGCGUAUACCAACGACCAUCCCCACCGGUGACGAUGGAAAGCAAGGACUACUUAAAACAAAAGGAGCGCAUUUGGGAGUUUGUCACCAACGAUGACCUAUCCCUGAAGCUUCACUUCCUGAGUCGAAUCUUCAUUGUGAACUCACCCAACUGCUCGUUGGACAGCUUGGCAGUAGAGCGUUAUGAUGAAAGGACUCGAUCGUUUUCAGAAGUCACCAGCCUCUGCGGCAGGCCAGAGCCCAACGAUAUUCUGGUGCAAUCCGCCCGGAUGAGAGUGAUAUUCCGAACGAAUUCCAAUACCUCGGGCGACGGCUUCAGCUUCCAAGUCUCCCCUAGCUGUGAUGCCGUACUGCAGGCCAGACCAGCGCCCCAAACCCUGAGAAGUCCCGAUUGGGCGGCCACCCGCGGACUGCAGUUCAACUGCAGCUACGAAUUUUUCACGGACGACGAGCACCAACUGGUGGUCAGUGUCAAGAGCAGAAGUUCAUGGGAACCGUAUAUGUGCAGCAGGUCCUAUUUCGAUACUUAUCGUCGGGGCGAUGGUAAGGUGGAGCAGAGUGUUGGUAGGCUGUGUCCCAACUUCGAGGUGAAUGGCUACGGACGUCUUCGCCUGAACUACAUUUCUCCAGUAUCGCGUGGGUUCGAGCUGCGUUACCAUAAAAUUGAAUGCGGUGGCAACCACAGCAAACCCUUCACUCUGCAACCGCCGCUAGAUGAGGAGUCCAGUGCAUAUGCCCACAACCAGAAAUGCGAGUGGAGGGUUACCGCGCCUCCACAGCAUGCCAUUGUGAUAGAGUUCCAAUACUUGGAUAUGGAGAGCAGCAUGAACUGUCGGUUCGACAGUCUGACCAUUUACCGCGGCAAAGUGGCCAGCUUGGAGCAGAGGACCGAGCAACUGUGCGGCAAUAUGACCAAACCCCGCACCAUCAUGGUGAACAGCAACGAGGCAUUGAUUGUCCUUUCCACGGACAGCUCCACCAGUCACCGGGGCUUCCUGGCCAGAGUGGUCUUCUCCCAGAAUUGCAAUGAGCGCGUGAACCUUGACUUGGAACUGCCGCGCACGAGCUUGAUAAGGCAGUACACCUUCAAUAUAACCGAGCACCUAGUGUGCCACUUCCAGGCCAUUGUCCCACCGGAGUACCGCGUUUCGUUGGAGGUCCGAAAGCUCCAACUGAACGACGACAUCUGCGGCAAUUGCAGCUACUUAGAGGUCCUCGAUGACGAUGAAGUCGAGAACCAGAUAAUCGGAAGGUACUACAAUAUUGUGAGCUCAAAGCCAACCAAGGUGUACAGUUCCUACUCGGCCUUGUGUUUCCAUCUGAACGCAGAAACCGUGCAGUACCAACAGAACAUCAGCUUCGAGCUGAUCCUGCAAAUGGAACGCACUGCAUGUGGUCAAUCAGUGUACGACAUGCAGUUGAAUGAGACCAUUACGCUGGGUCUGCAAUAUGAUAAUAGCUCGAGCAUCAACGAGGGACCAAUUCAAUGUACCUGGACAAUUAAGGGCAACGGAGAUGUGGAAUUAGAUUUCCAAAAGAUUCGUCUGAAAGAAAUAUCUCAGCGGACUGGAAAAUGCGAAGACUACUUAAAACUGUCUAAGCCUUACUUCUCCAGAUCGUUUUGCGGACGGCUCGACAAAAGCUUCAAGAUGAUUGAGGAAGUCGAUGAAUCCAACCUACAACUUACCUUCCACAGCGACAUUCUCGAAGAAUCCCACGGGUUUGAAGUUAUCAUACGACGAAAAUCAAAUUGUAAUCGAAAUUACACGGAACUGAGUCAGGUUAUUAAUACCUACGCUCUGAGCAACUGCACUGAAUACAUCCAAGUUCCAAAUGGAUACAGCAUAACGCUAUACGUAAUGUCUGUGUUGUUCAACGAUAUGGACGAUUCUUCCAAUUUAUUUGAUAUAACGGAUCUUAAGUCAAACAAGACUAUUUUCAAUACUACGAAGAUUUAUUGGGUAACCACAGCAAUGCUCACCACUACCAACGAGCUGCGCCUCCGUAGCCAUGGGGUAUCCUCCCUAAAGAUAUUUUACUUUUCCACUAGCAAUGAGUUCCCCAGCGGAUGUGGUGGUAAUCUAGCGGUGGGUGGAUCGAUGGGGAGUUACCUAGAGAAUCCCUCCUUCGAAGGCCGCAAGAGCCUAACGUGUAGUUGGAAUAUAUCAGUACCUCCCGGCGGAAGCCUGCUAUUUAGAUUCUCAGAAUUCAACAUGGGCUCGGAAACCAAUUGUGAUCUGGAUAAUUUGCAAUUUUAUGACAACAGUAUCGACGGCCGCACACUCGUGAGAAGCAUUUGUGGGUCGAGAAUUCCAAAUGAUAUUACCAUAGCCAAAAAUAAUGUUAUUAUAAUUGCCAAAAAAUCGCCAAAUUUCGAUGGUCUAGGGUUUAAGAUAGACAUAACGGAAACCAAUUAAAAACUUUCAGAUUCCUUUUUAACAAAAGUACUAUAUAUAAAUACAAGUAAAG
Messenger RNA from Drosophila suzukii, 10984 nucleotides. RefSeq names its product Cubilin 2 (gene Cubn2). Lineage: Eukaryota; Metazoa; Arthropoda; Insecta; Diptera; Drosophilidae. Gene Ontology annotation, molecular function: calcium ion binding. The record is from RefSeq and is a predicted model, not a curated record.